CCGCGCGCCGUGUUUUCGACCCUCCCUGCCAUCUUUUCCUCCAGGGAAUCGUUUUAACGGAGAGGCAGGGCAUCGUCAAAACUUCUUCCGACACGGAAUGCCCAAUAUUCGGGUCACUGUCAAGGCGAAGGUGAGAUUUUCUAUUCGUCGGAACUCAACAGACGAUUUCUCGCAUCUUAGAACGUCUGGAGAGAGGAAUAGCUCUCCAACCUGUCAUUGGUUGUAUUUAUAUUAAGGUGGUGGAAAAAGUUUGGGAAUUGUUUUUUUCUUUUCAACAUUGAACUUAAAUCACUUAGGGAGUAGUGAGUUAUUGUGACUGACAGUAUGGAUUGGAUUUCAUCGGUGUUGUGCAUUAUAGUGAUUGCACUGACGCAAAGUGCGCAAUCGCAAUCCGUGCGUUUAAACCCUUUCGGAGGAUACUCUGAUUCAAGCUUUGACCAACUUACUGAUUUUAGCAUCAAUCAAGGAUCUUAUAUUCCAAGCUUACAAGCCUCUUCGCUUUACUCUUUAAUGGGGGAUGACUCUUUUACGAACAUAGGGGGAUUUCCUUCGUUAAAUCCACAGAUGCUACCUUUUGCUAAUCCCCUAUCACCAGUACUUCCUCAAAUAACACUAUCAGCAGCAGCGUCGACUCCAAUGAAUACGAAAAGUAAUGUUCGGUCUCCAAAUUUUAAUUCUUACCCACCUCGGACUGGUCAAGGCUAUCCUAAAAAGAGAGGUGUAACUUUGGACAUUAGAGGAGGAGGUUAUAAAUUGGAACAACAAGGCGCUAGACCAUAUAAAGCUCCAAUAGCGGAAAGUUCUGUACAAAACCCACAGAGAGUGAAUAGUGGAAAAUAUAAUGGGUUAAACAAUCCUAAACCAAAUAGUGGUCCUCCUAGAAAUAGAAAACCUAAUCAGCGCCCAAGAGGUCCUAAUAUUAAAAACCCUCACUACAAUGGAAAAUUUGAAUCACCAUUGGCUUCAAUACCUCCAAACGUAGAGUUUGUAAAUCCGAAAAAUGUUUUGCCGUUUCAUCCUCGCAUUUAUAAACCAUUCAUGCAACAAAAUAAGCAGUUUACAUCCCAGAUACAGAGCCAAAAUAAUCAAAAACGAUCUAAAGCACCAUCGAGAAAACCAAAUGCUGGCAACUUAAAUUCCCAUCAAAGGAACCCGUAUAGCUCUGGGUAUAAUUCUGGUAGUUCGCCACCAAAACCCACAAGAAAUAGAGGAAAUCCUUUUGUCUCACCACUUGCUUCGUCUCAAAGUUAUUCACCUAAUUAUCAACUCCAAGAGAGCCAAUUUCCUAAUUCUCCAUCCACUUCAUCUCAAUUUGGAAUGCAACCGCAACAAACCAGUGAUUAUUUCCAAAACAAACCGCUCUACAGCGAAGAUUUACUAAACCAAGACCCUAGUUUUUAUGGUAUGCUAAGUCAAACUCCAGAAGGUCGAGCAGUUCUUAGUCAAAUGAAGCAUCAGCAAAAAAAGAGUUCUCAUUCGAGCCAAAAACCACAGAGUGCGCCCUCAUUUACAAAACCACCAACUCCUCAAGAUUUCAUGAAUGUCAAGGCUUUGUUAACCGGUGAAAACCUUUCCUCGUUUAAUAGUGGCACAGAACAUCAAAACGCACCCUCAAGUCAAUCAUCUUACCACGGAAAUUACGGAACUGAUAGUAACAGUCAAAGUCAAAAAACACCAAAUCCGCCAAUCGAUUACCAGCAAAUGUUAAUGUAUUAUCAACAGCAACAACAAUCAGCAGCAAUACCUAAACCAUCCUCCUCUUACCAAUCAGUAAAUGGAGACUUUUCUUCAUCACUUUCAAACGGGCAACCGAAUUAUUCUUUGAAUCAGAAUCAAUUCUCGGGUGUUCAAACAAAAAACAACCCUUACGGGCAGCAAACAUCAAACGUGCCCCACCAUGAUUUUAUACCCCAAGGAGCUGGCAGUAUAACCUAUGAUAACCCUUACAGCAAUGGUAAUUCUCCAUUUAAUAAUGCAAAUGUAAAUUCUUUUAGGAACACUAACAAGCAGUCCAACCAAAUUAACAUCAAAGACAUGGAUCAGACCCAAUUUACACUACCACCAUUUUCCCCAACCGAUCCUCUAGCCUCUGUCGAUACCAAUAAGGAUCUUCGCGACUAUUAUGCCUAUCAGCACACAGUUGCAAAUCUAAAAUCCCCUACUUAUUCGAAUGAUGAAAGUGUAGCCAUUUCGUCUCACAGUGAACCUUCAGCAAUACACGAAAUUUCUCCUUACCAGCCUGAUGAGAAGAAAGUCACUGAAUAUGAAGUUGUGGUGCAAAAAGACAAUUCGAAAUCUCAUACUUCCGGUUAUAUGACUCCGGAGCAAUUGUUUGCUCCCCAAAGUACAGGCUUACAGAGUGAUUUGAAAUACGGAUAUCCUUCACACUCAGACUCGUCGCAAUCCGCAUCGUCAACUUCUUUCAGUCAAGAAUCUGCUGAAGGCAACGGAGGAAAAUCCAGCAAGGAUGAACAAAGGGAGGGAAGCGACAGAGCUGCUCUGCAUCUACCAGAAGACGUGUCCAUCUAUGUUGCCCGGCAAACGGAAAAUCCUUAUGUGUAUGAGUACACCGAAGCCUACGAUCCGUUUGCUUUCGACGGAUCAGACAAGUCCAAUAUCGAUCACCAAUCUUCUAAGGAAACGGAAGUAAUCACUGCUCAUCGGGAACCUGAAUCCGACGAUGCAUUUCAAGAAAGGAUUAAAGAAAUACAUAAACUUUUAACAAAAGCACCCAAGAACACUUACAUGGUGAAUCCCACCGAGCCUGCGUUUGUCCGUCCCACUUCAUCUCCAUUUUUCAAGAAAGACAGCGACAAAGGUGAAAUGAAGAACCACAAGAACACACACUCAUACGUUUAUCAAUAUUCUCCUUCUGAGAAACAAACAGCAAAGGUGUCUCCCUGGCAGAGUUGGAAACCGAAUGCUUCUCGAUAUCACUUGCCGAUACCCGAUGCCAAACCUCAACUCACGACAACGUCUGCUCCAACAACGACGACGACCACCGCACAACCAACCACUACAACUUACGCCACAACGGAAUCUCCAGUUGAGAGUCCAUCCGCCUAUUCCACAACUUCUUAUUACUAUGAUGGAGACACACCAGUUUGUGCCAAACACAACAACUUGACUUAUUGCUUACAAGAUCCUGAAUACCCAAAAGAUAAAAUCAAAGAAGCAAUCGAACAAAACAGGCAUCCACUGGACCAUUUUCUGGUGGACAUUAGCGCAUCCUCCAACGUUGUUGAUGAUAGUUUGAAUAAAGUAUUCGAAAACUCUGUACCGCUGCAGUCUACAGCAGUUUCGUAUUCCUUCGAAGGUAAAGCAAUCGCACCAACGCCAAACGAAAUCAGCAAUUCUUCUGGGUGUACUUCCAACAUUUACUACGCCAAACCUUUAAGAGCAAUCAACACUGCCGGACAAUGGAAAAUUAUUGUAAAUGUGGAAUUUGAAGAAACUGGCGCAAACUACACUCAAACAGUGAGAAUAGAAGAAUGCAACUAUUCGUAUGGAUUCGUCGCCACUUGUGGUACAGAAACUAUCUCAGCCUGCCUGCAACAAUACAAACUAUACAGACUACUUGCCUGGGAACCACAUCGAGGAUUUUAUAUCGACGCCUUCUUGCUACCCAUAUCAUGUUUCUGUGGAAGCCAUGACACACAUAAAAGAUAAUUAGUAAAUAUUCUAACAGUUCACAGAAAUAUCGGAUGCAGUUUACAACAGAACCACGGAGAUAAUUUUGCAGGCGAGAUGUGCAUUUGAAUAAAUUUAUCUGUUUCGGAAUGAAAUGAGUUACACAAGAUAAUAAUUAGAAUGUGACAUUCUUUUAUGAAAAAAUACUGGAUUAAACAAUGAACGUUUCUUUUUUUUAUCUUGAACAAGUUUUGUGCUAUAUAAACACUUAUUUUUGCUUUUUUAAUGUUUGUAAUAUGUCUCUUAAGCAAUACAAUAGACUUAUACAUUUAUGAAAUGACUAUAAAUUUAAACAGUAAAACUAGAAUGUACUUUUAGAAUGUUUAAAAUUCAAAAAAAUGUCAAAAAUGCGUUGUAUUAUUAGCACAGGACAUAAAAACAUUUGUGCCCACCGUAAUAUAUUUAAUUUUAUAAUAUGCUUUCAAAUUCAUUUGAAAAGGAAAUCAUGUGAUUAUGAACAUUUAAAAACUAAGAACUCUUGAUUUGAAAUACAAUACAUAUCUUUCUUUGACCAUUAAAUAUUGUGUUGAUUACUAACACGACACGAUCAACAUAUGAUUGAGUUAAUUACUAACACAUUAAGCUUAUACUGUCUUAAACCGAAAAUUAUAAACUCGACUCCUCUUUCCCAUUAAGAGAACUCUUUAAAAUAAUAAUGGUAGUAUAAAAGAUGCAUAUUUUUUAUUUUUAAUAUAUGUUUGCUCAAAAUGCAAUUAUCAAACUUUUAACUAGAUUUAACGAGGUUCCUCUCAAAUUAUUUUAAUAUGAUUAAUUUACAAUUCCAAUAUUAAAAUAUUUAAAAAAAAAGGUAAAUACGCAGGGUAUGCUUUUAUUUAAAAACGAAUGGCAAACAAGAUUUUAUAAUGUUGAAAUCUCAUUUGAAAACUUAAAAGUAUCAACGAUUUUCUUGGUCUUUUUAUCUAAACUUAUCUUGGAGUAUGCAUUUUUAUUACUAUUCUGGUGUAUACAUUAAAAAAAAUGAAUAUAUAUCUAUAUAUAUAUGAGUUGUCACUAAUUGAAAUUUGAUACCUGAUUAUAUUUUUAUUCAAAAUCGAAUGGCAAAACAAGAUUUUCGCUACUUUUUUAUUUAAACUUACCUUGCGUAUACGUUUUUAUUGUUAUUAUUCUAGUGUUUACAUUUAGAAAAAAGUAAUAUAUGUAUAUAUGAGAGAAAGUGUUGCCACUAAUUGAAACUUUAUAUCUGAUUACUAUUUGAUUCUAUUAUUCUAGUGUCAGAGGUACAGAAACAUACUGUUUGAAAUUAUUGUAAAUGCAAAAUGUUAUUUUUUUAAAUGUAUAUAGUUUGAUAAAUGUUUGCGUUUUCUAUUAAAAAUAUAUGUAUAAAAAAUUUACAAUUAUUUUCAGAGAAUAUAUACAUAGAUUAUUUUAAUGAAAGAAUUUUUGUAUUUAUAAUUUUAAAAAUGGUCUGUGAAAAGAAAUUUUACAUUGAUCUCAGGUGACUUAAGAUUGCAGCAUAUACAAGAAUUUAUGCACAAAAGAUACACAAUCUUGUAAAAUUUAUUAUAGAGCCAUAUUUUGUUAUUAUGAAUAUGUAUUUAAUGCUGACUUAUUGAAUAUGUCUGCAAAUUGUUUACAAAUAAUUUUGGUAUAGCAGGCCUAUAACAAAUAAAUUUUAUGAUUGCAAA
Messenger RNA from Parasteatoda tepidariorum (common house spider), 5336 nucleotides. RefSeq lists its product as uncharacterized. Gene Ontology annotation, biological process: central nervous system formation; innate immune response. Lineage: Eukaryota; Metazoa; Arthropoda; Arachnida; Araneae; Theridiidae. The record is from RefSeq and is a predicted model, not a curated record. Gene Ontology annotation, molecular function: growth factor activity; Toll binding. Gene Ontology annotation, cellular component: extracellular region.